AUGGCGAAUCAGCUGCGGUACUUCACGGCGGCGGGGCGGCCGGCGGGCGAGCUCGCGCUGGGCGCCCCCAUCGCCGCCCUCGUCCCCAUCGCGGAGACCGCGGACGGGGCCGCGCGGGCCCUCGUCGUGGGGCUCCGCCGGGGCGAGGUCCGCGUGUAUGUGGGGACCGUCCUCCGCCACGUCAGCCAGGUCUACGGCACCAUCACCGCGAUGCGCUACGGCCGCUACGGCCGCGAGGAGGCCGCGCUGAUGGUCGUCCUGCAAAACGGCUCCCUCAUCGUGCAGAUGUUGCAUCGCAGCGUGAGCUUGGACCCCGCCGCGGCGGCCUCGAUCGUCGAGCCGCAAACGGAAAGGCCGAGCACGGGAAUGCAGCCGCCGAGGCUGAGCGCCGUCUUUGCCCUCCAAACCGAGCGGGAGAAGAAGUACGGGAUGGAGAUCUACCACCAUUACCACCACGACCUUUGCAGUUUGCGGCUUCUCACGAGUCAGUCUUAUCUUUCGUGGAUUUCACUUCCGUCGAUGGCGAAUCGAAUCCCCGCGGGGUCGUGCGCGACGUGUGGAACCGUCGGCCCCGCCGAUCUGACCGCAACGCUGGGAGAGGGGGGAUCAGGCGUUUGCCUCUAUACCUCGGUCCAAGGACUCGGUCCUGCGUUUAAAGUUAAGGGAAUCCUGCGAAAUAUGCACGACACCCCACUCAAAGGACUUCUGGUUAUCUUUUCAGGCGAUCAAUCCAUUUAUGACAUUCCGAAUUUUUCCUUUCGAGUCCCGUAUUUGCUUCCGAAGGUUGAGCACCCCUGUGAGGUUUUUGUUGAGUUAAAGGAAGGGGAGACAAAGGGGGAUGGGAUCACCGCUUUGGUAAUCCAAGAAAACUCAUCUCGAAUUUUGUAUAGUAUCUUGAUUGACUUGCCAGAGGCUGCCUUAAUUGAAACCCUGUAA
Molecule: messenger RNA, 936 nt
Organism: Phytomonas sp. Hart1
Lineage: Eukaryota; Euglenozoa; Kinetoplastea; Trypanosomatida; Trypanosomatidae
Source: the annotation of a GenBank genome assembly